CCUUCUUUUUUUGUUUAUUUUGAGUAAUACUUGUCGUAUACUGUUAUCUAGCCACUACGAUAGAAAUGGUUGGUAUGAUUAGUGUUAAAUGAACCGUAAUGGUCGAUUCUACUAAUCAUUCAUGAUUAAGUUAACGUUUUAGCUACAUGUAUCUAAUUUAUAUAUCCCUUGCGCCCUAAUGCGGGAGUUUGAUCAAAUUUAUCGGCACACUCAAUCCAUUAAGAGGUAAUAAGAGGUCCUGUAGUGAUAACGUCGAAUUCACAGCGGAGCGGCAAACUGGGCGGACGUUCCGACACGCUAGUCGAGCCGAACUCCCAUUAGAUAAAGCUAUCCUCUCGGCAACGAUGUAACGAACUAUGCCUCAGUGAGUUCCCACAAGGGAGUGGACGUGUCGUGUGAUCAGUUGUUAAUAUCAAGUUCCAAACCUGUGUUUUUGUUCGAACCGGUCAUGAUUAAUGAGAUACGCCUCAGUGAAUCAUUGUCAACGUUGCAAGGAUGUUGUGAUACUGUUUGUUAAUCGCUCGUGAACUUGAGCUGGUACUACGUACAUUGUUUUGUAGUAAAAGUGUCGCGUUUUUUCCUUAUGUUAUCGUAAAUCGAAUUGAAACUGUAAAAGUGUAGUUAAACAAUAAUUUUACGGGUCGAGGCGGGAGACGUUUUGCUCAAGGUUAAUGGGACUGAUGUAAACCGGUUCACUACCAGAGAAGUUUUAAAAUGCUUGCGACUGUCGUCGGAUCCCGUGACGUUAAGACUGAGAAAGGACCCGCAGAUCAAAGCGAGCGUGAGACGGUACUUGUCAGCGGCUACCGAUCGGCGGUCUAGCGGCGGAGGCGCCGGUGUCCGCUCUAACCACGAUAAAUUAAGUUCGUCUUCGAGCAACUCGAACGGCAAUUCCUCGAGUACAUCGUCCAGUAACGGUUCCGCGGUGCAGUCUGGCGAGAGCUGCGAAGCUUUACUCACAGAAGAACGGGUGCGGAGACCAAAGUCGGCCCAGCCCAAGUUCGAAGCCUACAUGAUGACGGGCGACCUCAUACUCAACCUGUCGAGGGUCGAGCACCCCCACCAUAACCACCAUGCUCCCACACACCGCACACAUUACCACAGAUAUAACUCAACACCAGCGUCGCCCAGUGAGAAUAGACUGUGUGGCCGCGUGGAAAUGCCACAAAGACACAACUCCUCGCCUGAUACCGGUCUCACUGCCAACGAACAUGCGACUAAAAUGUUCAUAUCGCAGCCGGCGUCCCCGGCGGGCGCGGGCGGGGGGGAGCACUCGGCGCGCCACCACCCCGCCGUCAGAACAUCCAGAUCUGAAGAUCACCUGCAGAAGGAAUGGUCGCUGAGCGCUGUGGGCGUGGAGCUAGAGGAGGACGUGACGUCAUCGCUCAACACGCUGCUCGAUGCCAGACCGGACUCGGCCACGCCCCAGCCGCGCUCCGACUCCGACGUGGAAAGAGACAGAAUCGUAUGGACUUACAACGCGCCUGUCUCGAGCGCGAUGGAACGUUCACAACAGACUCCUUCUAACUCCACCUCCAUCUCCGACACUAUUUCACAGAGGUCGUCGUCCCCGGCGUCUCCGUCGUCGUCGUCGGCGCUGUCCCCGCACCGCGCCGCCGCGCACGCCUUACUGCCACAUCACAAACUUAACGGCGACAUGAGUCUCUCCGAAGCCGUCUCAAACAUAUCGAGUCCGGACUACCAAGACCAGGACGACAUGUUCGAGACGGGCCGGGAGUGCCCCCGCAUGGAGCUCUCCGACCCCUCGGACUCGGACUCCACGAUCCUCGUCUCCGAGCCGUGCCACAAGCGAGCCAAGUCCAACUCGAGCUAUUCGAACGAGCACGGCAGUGACGUCACGCUCAACGGAGACAACAACGACCACAGAAUAGUCAUACAAGUAAAGGGACCGGACAAACAGAACCAGAAUUCGAACGAGAAUGUAAAUAUCAAUAACAAUAACAGUAAUUAUAGUCAGAACGGUAAUGAGAACGGUUACACGUCGCCAGAGAAUCAGGGUUACCAGGAGGUCUGCGGUUCGUCAGAGACAGGGUCGGACGAGGGCUCGGACGGCGACUCGUUGCAUUCCUUCCACUACAGUCCUAAGGCUGUGGACAUCCCGUCUGCCGAGAGACUUGCCAAGAGACUCUAUCAUCUUGACGGAUUCAAGAAGUCUGACGUAUCAAGGCACCUCAGUAAAAAUAACGAGUUCUCCCGCGCCGUAGCGGAAGAGUACGUGAAGCACUUCGAGUUCGCGAACACCACGCUGGACGCGGCACUGCGGACCUUCCUGGCACGGUUCGCGCUCUCCGGCGAGACCCAGGAGCGGGAGCGUGUCCUCGUGCACUUCUCCAGGAGGUACCUGGAGUGCAACCCUGGAACUUUUAACUCCCAGGACGCAGUGCACACGCUGACGUGCGCCAUAAUGCUGCUGAACACGGACCUGCACGGCUGCGGCGGCGCGCUGCAGCGGAUGUCGUGCGCGGAGUUCAUCGACAACCUGGCCGACCUCAACGACGGCGACAACUUCCCGCGCGACACGCUCAAGCACCUGUACCACGCCAUCCGCUCGCAGCCGCUGCAGUGGGCGCUCGACACCGAGAGCGCAGUGGCGACAGCGGGGGCGGGGGGCGAGGUGCGCGCCGCGGGGGGCGGGGCCAACCCCUUCCUCGACGUCGCCGACCCCUCGCGCGCCGUCGAGUACAAGAAGGGAUACGUCAUGAGGAAAUGCUGCGUCGAUCCCAACGGGAAAAGAACACCUUUCGGACGGAGAGGCUGGAAAAUGUUUUAUUGUACUUUAAGAGAUUUGGUCUUGUAUCUACAUAAAGACGAACACGGCUUCAGGCGCAGUCAAAUGUCAGAUAAUUUACACAACGCUAUCCGGAUACAUCACGCGCUGGCUACCAAAGCGAUAGACUACACUAAAAAACAACACGUCUUUAGAUUGCAGACGGCCGAUCAAGCAGAGUUUUUAUUUCAAACAAGUGACUCAAAGGAGUUAUGUUCGUGGGUGGAGACGAUAAACUUCGUGUGCGCGUCGUACUCGGCGGCGCCACUGGCCGCGGCCGUCGGCUCGCAGCGCAAGUUCCAGCGGCCGCUGCUACCCUCGUCGCACAGCAAAUUGUCUAUGCGCGAUCAACUAAGAGAUCACGAAGACCGUAUCGCGCGACUAGAGGAAGAACUUGCUCAACUCAAGAGACAGGCGCGGGAUAACUCGUCCCAUACUUGGGAUAAAGACCAUUAUCUAAUUUACGAGAUAAAGAGAUACCGUACGUACGCGUCCGUGAUGCGAGCACGUGCGGGCGCGCCCGGCGCCGAGGAGGCUCCCGCGCCGCCCGCACGUGCGCCGCCGCCCUGACGCGCCAUGCACGUGCUCGCCGCCUGUCUGCUCUGACCCUGCGCGGCCACGCUCUAGCCGCCCACUCUGUCCGCCCACCGCUGAUUCCAAGAUCUAACGCGACCUAGGGAAGCGUAUUAGUUUCAAUUGCCUAUCUUGCGCUAUAUACUUUCACCCUAAGCGACCCAUAUAACUUCACUGUGUCUGGUACCCUGUGAGCGGUUUACCCACCUACAAGUGUUGAUUGUUGCGCUGUUGACUUACGUCUGAUGGUGACAUAGUAUAUGUGAUAUUAAAGAUGUGCCAGUGUCAAAUACAGUCGUAGUUAAAUAUGUAUUCAAAACCUUAAAUCGGAAAACAUAUGUCUAUACAAAAUGAACUGUUUCUGACUGUUAAGUCCUUGCAGAUCCAUAUUGUAACGAAAUCACGAGCAGAAUUCUAAAAUAUAAUAAUGUUAAAUAAAGUGAACUACGAAUACGCGUGGGUCUUAGCGUGUAAAAAUAAUAAUAUCAAAGUAUAAACUUUCUGGGUGGCUGAAGGCGACUAAUAACGGAGCGAAGUAAUAACGAUAAAGGACGUUUCAUAUUUAAAGUGGUUUAUAAAUUAUAAUAACGAAUCAUCUAGUCCUGUCUUCCUUGCGAUUUAUCUACAUGUUGAAUAUUUGUCUGCAUUGCCGUUAUGUUUCGUCCUCUACGAGUAUGUGUGUUGGAAUCGAUUACGAGAACUUCAGUGAAAACUUCAUUGCCUACAGUAAAAACAAGUAAAUUGUAACUUUUUAUCAGCAUUGUAUUAUAGUGAAGUAGUGGUUGGUAUAUAUAGUUUUAUUAGUUUCGCGUGGCGACGACAAGUAUGCCAGUUAAACUGAACUCGCCAAUUUUGUGGGUUAUUACGUCGGCUCGUCGAGCUGAACAACUAAAAGGCUUUAAGUAUUAUGUUUUUGAAAUCACAAAACAAUUGGCUAGAUAAGAUGCUAUAAAAGAAAAUCAUUUAUCAUUCCAUAUAAUUUAUAUCACUAUUCAUUGUACUUGAUGGUGAGAGAAGUGGCCAGAUUUAGCUGUUGACUCAUUAGCUUAAUGUAACCCGUGAUAUUGAAAUCGGUAUUUUUAUUUGACAACAGCUAAAUUUUUAUUACAUUUUUGUAAAUAGAGUUUUUAAAGUGUUGAGACUGAAACAUGAAGUUAUUUAUUUCGUUCGUAAAUUAACCAGUGUCAAAUUAUAGGCAUCGAUAGUUACAUCCAUAGGAUCUCAAAUGUGAUUUAUAGUACUUUUUAUCAUGUAGAAUGAGAUAAUGUGACUGGUUCUGAGAAAUAUUUGUUACUUAUCAAUAGCGAUUGUAUUUGAGAGGUUUGCUUGUGUUCAUGUUUUUUUAGCUACUUUUGCUUAUUUAUAUAUUUAUGUUGGAGUGGAAGAUCAUCAUAACGAUUGACUGAUUACGCAAACUACGUAAGGGCUUUGAUGAUUAAAGGAAAAGUAUAGAAUUAAUUCGCUAUUUAUUUUUAUAUGAAAUGUUAUCAAAAGUAUCUAUGGUGAUGAGUGUCAUUUUUACUUCUGAAAAGGUCUGGACAAAUAACAAAUAAUAUAGUACCUAUGGAAAUGUUUAAACAAAACUUUUUAUUGAUACUGAGAAUAUUGAUAUUUAACAUUUACAUUUAAUGGCCAUUAUAACAUAAAUUUGAAUUACUUAUCAUAGAACAUAAAUCCAAAGGGCUACUUUGCUUUCAGUUACUAAUCAUUGUAAAUAGAUAAAUAUUUUUACGAGUUAUUUAAAUGUUAUGUUUAUCUUUGUAUUAUUUACUCUUAAAAUGUGGUUAGUAUAUUACUUUUUUAAUAAAAGCAUUUUCUCUGUGCUUAUAAUUUAAGUCUGCAUUUCUUUUACAUUACAUAGACAUAUUGUAAGACACAUUGUGCCCCAAAAUUGUAAAUUAAAAAAAAGAAUUUACUCAUUAUAGAAUUUACUUUGCUCAAAAAUUGUAUCUAAAAUGUCUUGCAUUUUGAAUACUAACAACUUUAUAAUCUAAAAGCACAGUAGUGGCAUAUUCAACUUUAUAGUAUACACAUGAUAAAAAAAUAUCUAUUGGUAAGGUAAAGAUGGCUGUGCGAAUGUAUAGUUACAUUUUAAGUCAUCUAGCAGUAUUUUAAAUUUCAUUUCAGUUUAUAAAAAACAUGACUAAGCAUUGAGCAGUGAGAAGAAUGACAACUCUAAAAUGAAGUAUGUAUAUUUAAAAUCUGAAAGUCCUAUGGAAUAUCAUCUUUUAAUAUGAGAGAAAGAGAAUGUCUAACAAAUCAAAAUAAAUAUUUAUUAAUAGCCUUACAAA
Molecule: messenger RNA, 5652 nt
Organism: Bombyx mori (domestic silkworm)
Lineage: Eukaryota; Metazoa; Arthropoda; Insecta; Lepidoptera; Bombycidae
Gene: Efa6
Product: PH and SEC7 domain-containing protein
Exons: 20
Coding region: 1013-3358 (781 amino acids)
Biological process (GO): regulation of ARF protein signal transduction
Molecular function (GO): protein binding; phospholipid binding; guanyl-nucleotide exchange factor activity
Source: RefSeq, a predicted model, not a curated record